Amphiprion ocellaris (clown anemonefish) is the source of this 2828-nucleotide messenger RNA. RefSeq names its product NHERF family PDZ scaffold protein 1b (gene nherf1b). Gene Ontology annotation, cellular component: apical plasma membrane. Bases 388 to 1659 code for a protein of 423 amino acids. The record is from RefSeq and is a predicted model, not a curated record. The transcript is spliced from 6 exons. Gene Ontology annotation, biological process: protein localization to plasma membrane. Gene Ontology annotation, molecular function: protein-membrane adaptor activity; signaling receptor binding. Lineage: Eukaryota; Metazoa; Chordata; Actinopteri; Pomacentridae.
AGCCGGCGGGGCUGUUCGUGGACGCACCUCCCUCUUCCUGAGUGGCUUUUCCACUUUAGGAGCAGCUCUGAAAGGCAGAAACGGCUCAGAGUUUAAUCAGCCUCAGCUCAGUCUCCGGGACAGGACCCUCCGAGCUCACAGGAGACCCACGGAGGAGGAUCGGACCGCACCGGACCGGGUGCACAAGUGGACCCGAGUGGCGCCAACACCAGGACGCACCGUUUCCCACGGGCUGAUCUCCCCAGCAGGGCGGGGGUUGGUGUGUUUUUUUUCUGCAGGGGGACCUUUCAUCCACACCCCCUCCUCAGCAGCAUCCUGAGGAGCUUCUCUGCUCAUUUCCACUGUGACCGAGCAACAGGUUGAGCAGCGCCGCCGAGAGAAGCAACCAUGCCGAGCAAGAGCCAGGUUCUGCGGCCGCGGCUGUGCACGCUGGAGAAGGGCGACAACGGCUACGGCUUCCACCUCCACGGGGAGAAAGGUAAGACCGGCCAGUUCAUCCGCCUGGUGGAGCCCGACAGUCCGGCUGAGACCUCCGGGCUCCGCGCCGGUGACCGCCUGGUGUUCGUGAACGGGGAGGACGUGGAGAACGAGAGCCACCAGCAGGUCGUGUCCCGGAUACGAGCCACCGAGGGCCGGCUGGAGCUCAUCGUGGUGGACCCGGACACGGAGCAGCUGCUGAAGAAGCACAACAUCAAGUGUCUGAAGGGCUUCGUCACCGACGGCGUCCCGUUACCGUUCGACGAGGAGGAGGAAGAGGAGGAGGAGGCGGCGGAGAAGGAGGUGGUGGUGGUGAAGGCACCGGAGGAGGAGGAGGAGGAAGAACAGGAGGAAGAACAGGAGGAAGAGGCGGCGAAGGAGGUGCCGGAGGAUGCGGAGCUGGACGGGACAGACAGCGGGGAUGAGCGGCACGCCAAGCGGGAGGAGGUGGAGGAGGAGCAGGAGGAGACAGCCCGGGAGUCCAUGCCGGUCCCGGACAGUAACGGAGAGAUCCACGGACACGUCGAGAAGAAGCUGAGCAUCAGCUCCGAGAAGGAGGUGUCCACUGAGCUGAGACCUCGUCUCUGUGUGAUCCAGCGAGGCCCCAACGGAUAUGGCUUCAACCUGCACAGCGAGCGGGCGCGGCCAGGCCAGUACAUCCGAGCUGUGGAUGAAGACUCUCCAGCGGAGAGGGAAGGCCUGCAGCCCAAAGACAGGAUAGUGCAGGUGAACGGCGUGUCGGUGGAGGGGAAGACGCAUUCAGAAGUAGUUGCUGCCAUUAAAGCCGGCGGCCAUGAGACCCGGCUGCUGGUGGUCGACCCCGAAACGGACGCCUUCUUCAAGAGGUGCCGAGUGACCCCCACCUCCGAACACCUGAGCGGUCCGCUGCCAGAGCCUGUCAUUAACGGAGGGAUGGAGGAGAAGGUGAAUGGUAGAGUGGCCAAAGAGGCAGAGAGGGACUCAAAGCUGUCCGUCAGUCCUUCUCCAUCCAACGCCUCGUCCAACGCCUCGCUCACAACCCCGCCAGCAAACACCCCGCCUGAGGGUCCGAUCACAGAUGCCAUCCCAGCUCUCAAUAUGACACUGCAGCAGGUCAAAGAGCUCGCCCACCAGAAACGCUCCAACAAGAGAGCCCCGCCAAUGGACUGGACCAAGAAAAAUGAACUCUUCAGCAACCUAUAGGGCUCCUCACCUCACCUGACACACACACACACACACUUUUAUUUUUUAGGGAUUCUUACCAGAAGACAUCAAAAAGAUCAUUUUGUUAAUCACCAUGACGGCGAAAGAGAAGUUUAACUAAAGGCGCCAGACAAGCCAUUGUGUAAAAUAUAUGAUUUUUCUUAUUAUUAUUAUUGUUAUUACUCCAUGUGUUAUUAUAAGCCAGAUAUUAAACGGUAUAAUGUGCUACUAACAUGAAAGAUACAUUGGCCAAUGAAAGAGAACUGGACCGUGUUGAAAAUGUUCAUACUAACAUUUAAAACACUGAAGUGUCUUCUGUUAGAGUGACAACAUUAAGAAAAAGACAGCCAGACAAUCAAUUCAUUUAUCUCUAUUUUGCUUUAUGAUCAGUUUUUCACUAUUAAACAUCUGACAGAAGAGUUAAAUUCACUUUCAUUGCUUUUAUUUCAUUUGUGUAGUAAUCUUCUCUUAUUAAAUUUUUGAGAAAUAUCACAUUAGAGCUCUAUUUGUUGUAUUUUUGAAGAAAUAUAUGAUUCCAAAAUAAACAAUGUCGCUUCCUUUAUAAACUGAUUUCUAAUAUGAAUCUCUGAUCUCUGUUUUGGGAAAUACUUGCUGAUGGCUUUAAACUGGAAAUAACUGUAUUUUAAUGUAUGUAUAUAUAUAAAUAUAUAUCAUAUAUCAUGUAUAUUUUUACACUUUUGACAUAAAUUCGUCUCUGAAAUGAAGGUUAAAGCCCAUGCUGCCACUCAUCUGCGCUUUGUCUGGUCCACACUUUAUUGAAUGUGAACUACAGUAUAUUGUGACUAACUUAUCCCACUUUUUAUCAGCUAUCAUUGCUGCUGUGAAUGGCUCCUCAGUUCACAUAUUUAGAAUACUGAAUAUUUUUAUUGCUCCAACAGAAAUGAGAAUUUAUGAGAUUUUUACAUGUUUCUGUUGAUGUCUUAAAAACGAUAACUGUGUAACUUUUAAAUCACCAGAAGGAAUGUCUGUGCUUGGGUAGAUUGUAUGCAUUUGUCCAGUAUUGACAACAGUGAUCAUUUUAAAACCGAAUGGCUGAAUCUAUGAAGAGUUUUUUGUAGUUACUGUUAGCAGUAAACGAUUUCUAUACUGUAAUGUCAGUCUUGAACAUUAUCCUGUUAUUUGAGAAUUAAUAAAACUAUUCUCCAGUG